Frieseomelitta varia is the source of this 695-nucleotide messenger RNA. RefSeq lists its product as uncharacterized. The record is from RefSeq and is a predicted model, not a curated record. The transcript has 2 exons. The annotation marks the transcript as partial. Lineage: Eukaryota; Metazoa; Arthropoda; Insecta; Hymenoptera; Apidae.
AUGUCAUGUAACGGAGACACCUCGGAUAAUUUCUCUUCGUCGAAGGUAAACGAAGCAAAAGCGACAAGGACCUGUUCGAAACGAAGCAAAAGCGACAAGGACCUGGCCAAAUCAUUCGCCGAAACGUUCGCGUACGUCGUUCGUCAAACGAAGAUGGACGUCGAUCGGAAGAUGAAGGAGCUGAAGGAUUUGUUUGCGAAAACCGGCGAGGAACUGCUCGAGCUGGUGAGGAGCAACGAAAAAUUCGUAAACGGGGAAAUGCAGAAGGUGGAGGAAGCUGUUCGAAAGAGCACCGAGGUACGCGCCGCGGGGAAGAUGGACCGUCUGCGGGACGUCAAAGACGCCUACGACGAGGGAAUAAAAAUCUGCAACAAGAAGGCCGCGAACGCGCUUCGCGCCGCGAAGACGGCGUGCGAUCAACGAAUUCAAGAGGCUGACGCGUUGAGGGGCACGAUGAGACAGGUCCUGAAAGAGUGUCUGCGGACGAACGAUUUCGUCAAGUGCAUCGCGAGCGAGACGAAGGAGGCUGUGAAACAGCGAAAGCGGAUCUCGAACGAGCUGAAAGAAACGAUGAAAAGCGCGGAGGCCUCGGUCGCCGAGCAGUUACAAGAGGUGGUGAAAUGUCACGCGAACGCUCGGGCGGAAGCUCUUCGGAAAUUGCAGAAAAUUCUGAAGGAUACGAAAGACUCUGUCAA